Molecule: messenger RNA, 1590 nt
Organism: Symbiodinium necroappetens
Lineage: Eukaryota; Dinophyceae; Suessiales; Symbiodiniaceae
Source: the annotation of a GenBank genome assembly
AUGUCUUGCAAGCCAUAUCUCAACAACCCGGAAUGGCAGCUUCCCGAGGAUGGUGUCAUUGCCAUCUCUGGUGGUAACGGCGCUCUGGGUUUGGUCAUGGGAGGCUGGAUUCUGCGCACGGCCAAGCGCCAGGGCGGCAAGAAGUUCACCAUCAAGUUCCUAUCCAGGUCCUGCAAGAUCAGCGAUCAGAACAUGCCCAACUGGCAGGAAGUCCAGUCACUAGCGGCGUCUCUGGGCAUCACAGUGGAGCAGGCGAAGUGCGACGUGAGCUCCCAGGAGUCGGUGGAUCAGUUCAUCACCAGCGUCACACCGAACCUCACAGGAUUUAUCCACUCGGCCGGAAUUCUGCAGGAUGCUAUGCUCAUGAACCAGACCUGGGAAAAGUUCGAUGCCGUGUAUGAGGCCAAGAGCCGCGCGGCCGCCUACCUCCACGAUGCGCUGGAGAGGUUCUCGAACCCCAAUCUCAAGUUCUUGUGGCUCUUCUCAUCCACUGCCGUGUACGGCAACAUGGGACAGCUGAACUACUCCUCGUCCAACGCAUGGUUGGAUGCUUUGUCUCGGCAUCGGAAUGCGCUUGGCAAACCAUGCGCAGCACCGCAGUGGGGUGCCUGGGGCGAAGUGGGGAUGGCUGCCAACUUAGAUGAUGCCUCGCAGAGGCGGAUGGCGCAAAGCCCCAUGCCGCCAUUUACAAACGCCAUGAGUGAGUCGAAUUCUCAACAACAGCAGCCUGAGCCUGCCGAUGCCAGCGCCACGAGCGCACCAACUGCGACCGACGCUGAAGAGCAGAAGGUCUCGCCGUCAUCAGAUUCAAAGGAGGAGAGCCGUGUGAAGAUCGUGUUCAUAUCUGGUCAACAGGGCUCGGGAAAGUCUGCCUUCGCGGAAGCUCUCUUCUCCUGUGCGACUGCUAAGAAGCAGCACUCUCGAGUAGUUCUGUUUGAUGGCGACGUGUGGGCGCUGGGGUACGAUCCAACCAUCGGGCCCAAUCCUCCACCUGAGUCGAAGGUGAAAGAUGACACUCCUUUCCGCGAGAGAAUGACAGCCAUCUCGGCGUUUCUUGCCGCCUUCCGCGGUAAGGGCAGGGAGGAACAAGCAACUGCCGAUGCCGAUGAAGAUGCGUACCAAGACGACGAGAAACAUGCCUCGUCGUGGCAGCCAUUUUAUGCCGCAAUGUGUGAAGAUGCGCUUCGUGUUGGGGCGAAGAAACUGCAGCAGGCAAGCGAUGGUAGUGAGAGCUGUGUUGUGCUCAUAACGCACGCUGUCUACCGCCGCUCGAUGCGCCUCUUCGUCAAGAGUCAACUUGGCGACCGCCUUGCGCGAUGGAUCUUCGUGGAUCCCUCGCCUAAACUAGCAAUCCAACGAGCUGCCGAGCGUUGCUCGAAGCAGUAUGCCGCAAUGGGUAAGUCCGCAGAGGAAUGGGCUAUGUUGCUGGAGCCAAACAGCGCCGGAUUCCAGCGUCCAUCGAUCGCUGAAGUCGAUGCACUGGGCGGCGUCGACACGGGCAAGGUGGCGGUGCUGGAGAACAAGAGCGAGGAUCUCGAGCAUUUGAAGGCGGUUGCUGAAGACAUGCUGGCGGACAACACUCUGUUCUGA